AUGCAGACCUAUCUUUCGAUUGGAAGAUGUGCUGCCAUCAUCGCAGCAUCCGUGCUGGCAGUUGAAGCUGCCAAAGCCACGUCUCUGUCAAGCCGGGCUUCCAUGUUGCGCAGCUUCAGCGGUGAUGACAAGCUGCCCGUCAGCCUGGAGAAUAUUGAGACCGCGUUGCUUGCGCUUGAGAAGCAGCGAGGAACGCCAGGACUGAGGAAUACCGUCACAGAGAUUCACAAAAUGGUGACACACAUGGAGAUGAUGGUGCAACAGCAAGCACGGCUGACCCAGCAGACCCUUGAUCAGGCUUGGUCUGAUUUCACUUCUUGCAAAGGGCUCUACGAGGCCGGCUCACACUCAGGCCUCCUAUCUGUGGACAGCUUGGCAAAGGAUCACGCCGCUUGCCGCCUUGAAGAGUCCAGUUCGAAGAUUGAGCUGGAGGCUUGUGAGAGCGAGCUGACGGCAAGGACUUCAAGUGAAGUGCAGCGGAAGAACGAGUUUGAUGCCUUGAACAAGUUUCCAGCUAGUGGGUUCUGCAACCACCGCACGAAUUCACACGAGUACGCAACGGUGAGGGGCUAUAUCAAGCACUUUCGAGAUCAUUUCGCUUCGCACCUGAACUCAUGGGAAAAUGCUUUCAAUGCCUCAAACACCGCGACAAGAUUGAAGCUGGAGAAGUCCCGCGAAUGUUAUGGUGGAGAUCAGACACAUGAUGGGAAGGGCGGCAAAGAUGCUGCAUACAAGAACAAAAAGCUUAGCUGCCAGAAGCUGCAGGCCAAUCUUGAGGAUGCAGCAUGUGAUCGAAUAGCUCACAGAACCGACUGUGUCGCUUACGUGAUGUGCUAUCAAUCUAACCACAAAGCCUUCUUCGAUGCUGGCCAGGCAAAGGAAACCGCACUCUUGCAGUCGCAGAAACAGCUCACGGAGUACCGUGGUCUUGGCAGAAUUAAAUGUGUACUCAAUGCCUAUUCGAAGUACGAAGAUGGUGAGUCGCUGACACAGUCCAUUGCGGAUUGUCAGAAAGUGAAUGCCGACCAGACCUUCUUCCAGAUCGAACUCCCUGAUCAAAAGCCGGGUGCCAUGCCUGCGAACAACACGGGCUGCCUGAGCCAGAAUUCUGCUGAGAAGCCAGGCACCCAAGCAUUUACACAAGAGAUGUACAAGAACCUUAUUGGUCCGGAUGAAGCUGUUCAUUGGGACAACGUGAAGGACGAUGUGCUGACAU
This is a messenger RNA of Symbiodinium sp. CCMP2456, 1216 nucleotides long. The record is from the annotation of a GenBank genome assembly. NCBI's taxonomy places the organism in Eukaryota, Dinophyceae, Suessiales, Symbiodiniaceae.